GCCACAGCGCUCUCUGAGAGCGUCCUUGAAAGGCAGCCCAAACUGGCCCCGUCCGGACGGCAACGCGCGGGAGAGCAGCCAGAGCGCCCCCGAGCCGCCCUCGACGCGUAGCGCCCUCGACGCGUAGCGCCCUCGACGCGUAGCGCCGGUGCUCAGGAGGCAAAACCGAGAGCGGGCAGCCCCACGCCAUCGACGAGCCGCGAGGAAUCCGGCAUCGCGCGACAAGCAUGAACCUCGCCUACCACGUGCCCGUCCCGACGCACUCCGGCGCCGCGCGCAAGCACGAAUUACGGGAGGCGGCGCGCGUCGUCGAGGCCGCGGCCCACGGCGUCGUGAGACAGAGGCGGCGCCUCGCGGCCGACCGCGGCCGCAUGCUGCACACGUCGACGUACGCCCAUCUUUUUCGAGACCACACGCGGACACAAACGCCGCCUCCUUCAGUACGUGGCAACGACUUCACGUCGCACAAACUCAUGAAGGAGUGCAUGGGGCGGCAUACGAGAAUAGUCGCGCCGCGCCAGUUCGGCCCGGCACCGACGGCGUCUUCACAGUACGGGAGGCCCUGGUUCUCGCCAGUACGCCCGAUCACGCCGCCGCCUCCGGAAUUACUCCAGUCGCGGGCGGCGCGCGCGUGGUUGGGGAGGGGCCGCCGCUGCUGCCGCGAGACGGCCCACGUCCAGAAGCAACUUGAGACGCGCUACGCGCCGCUGCGCGGCGGCUUGGAUGGCGCGACGCAGUGGCACCACAACAGCCACAUGGCGGACCCGCCCGCGCUCGCCCAGGGGCUCGCCCAGUCGUCGCGGAGCCUCUGGUAGUAACAGACUAUGUGAUCAA
Messenger RNA from Pelagomonas calceolata, 834 nucleotides. The record is from the annotation of a GenBank genome assembly. Lineage: Eukaryota; Pelagophyceae; Pelagomonadales; Pelagomonadaceae.